Molecule: messenger RNA, 16221 nt
Organism: Aedes albopictus (Asian tiger mosquito)
Lineage: Eukaryota; Metazoa; Arthropoda; Insecta; Diptera; Culicidae
Product: ecotropic viral integration site 5 ortholog-like
Source: RefSeq, a predicted model, not a curated record
AAUGCGGAUAACUCUCUAGAAUCUAACAACUCCCGCCAGAACUCGUUCGAUGAACUGAUCAUGAAGGAGGAAGCCCUCAAGCAGCGGGACGAAAUGGUUUCCUGCCUGCUGGAGGAACUCGUCAAAGUGCGCCAGAGUCUAGCCGAAAGCGAAGAUGUGAUACGAAACCUUAAGACUAAGAUCCAAGAGUUGGAAGAAGACAAGAAACGCCUCCGGGAAACCAGUAUCGACAACUCGGUGGCACAUCUGCAGGACGAACUGAUAGCCAGUAAGCUACGGGAAGCGGAAGCUAGUCUAUCGCUGAAGGAUCUCAAGCAGCGAGUGCAAGAACUAAGUACCCAGUGGCAGCGACAGCUGUCGGAACAGCGGAACGAGGCUGCCCAGAGCAGUGAAUCCGGUGCCAAAAAACUCCUGUUUUGGGAAUCCUCCCGAACGCAGGACAUUCAAAAGCUGGAAGAGGAGUUGAUGACGACUCGGAUUCGGGAGAUGGAAACGUUAACCGAGCUGAAGGAGCUUCGGCUCAAAGUGAUGGAACUAGAAACGCAGGUGCAAGUUUCCACCAACCAGUUGCGCCGGCAAGACGAAGAAUCGAAGAAGGUGAAGGAAGAACUGGAAGAAGCGUUGACCCGGGAACGAGAGUUGUCCAAUAAGGCUCGUGAACAACAGCACCGCUACUCGGAUCUGGAAUCUCGCAUGAAGGAUGAACUGAUGAAUGUCAAAAUCAAGUUCACCGAGCAGAGCCAAACGGUGGCGGAGCUGAAGCAGGAGAUUUCCCGACUGGAAACCAAGAACUCCGAGAUGCUGGCGGAAGGUGAGUUGCGAUCGAACCUGGACGAAUCCGAUCGUGUUCGCGAUCUGCAAGACAAGGUUGCCGAACUGAAGGCCGAGCUGACGGCGCUCAAGUGUCGCGGAACGAACCUAAACAUGAUGCGAAUGAUCAAGAGCACCUCGAUCCAGUCGAUCGAUUCCACCAACGAGAUCGAUUUCAGCGAAAUGCAACUGUCGCGGAAGGACAUUAUCACAAGUAACAGCACGUUGAACCACCAUCCGCAGCAGCAGACGCAGCGUCAUCAGCAAUCGUCACCGAUUGCCACUUCUACGUCGACGUCGUCUUCGUGAAAUUUAGCGUUUAAGUCAGUAGCGAUAAUAGGUUGUAGUUGCACUAGUAGCAAAUCAUCGUCAAAAUCAGUUUAGCCGUGAUGUUCUAAAGUAGCCACUUUGCAGUCAUCUACAUAACCUAAGAAUACAUAGUUCGAACUAGUCGAACCUUCAUCGAAACAGAAAUCAUCAUUCUCACACGAAUCGAAGAGCAUCAAAAAGAGGGAAGCAAGCGAAAAGUAAUAGAACCAGUACUGUUUUCUAAUAAAAAUAGAAAAAAAGUUUCGAAACUAGGUGGAACAAGACAGAAAAAUGAAUCCGAUACGGUAGAGUUGUAAGAAAUAUACUAUGUCCGGGUUGUACUACGAGAGUAACACAAGUGCGACUGAUUAACCCUACAAACAAACCUACGAGACGCUGUUCUUAUGAGUUGUGAAUUGUGUAAUAUGUGUUUAGUUUAUACUUUGUUCGUUAAGUAUUUUUAUAAAUAUCCUUUUUUAUUUAUGUUGCCCAAAAAAAGCUGAGAUAAUGCAAAGUUUAACUAAAACCCAGCAUAUUAUUUACCUAUACAAGUAAUAGACCUUACUGUUCCUGACAGAACAGGAUCAGGUGAAGCUGAAAGCGCGCAAUAGUUCGGCAAUAGUGUAUGCAAUCUUCAAUCAUAGACGACUAUUCUUAUUAUUAUUAUUAUUCUAAUUAUUAUUAAUUAUUUUGUGUUGUCGUUUUGGUUUGAAUUAUUGUAUGUAUGUUUGUUUAUUCGUCUAUUUCAGUUUAUUUUACGCAACAAAAGUCGCAAUCCAGAGUUGACGAGAGUUUAACUGUCGUAUAUUAUUUGUUAACAAAGUACAUCAAAACAACUAUGAAAAAUUCUGUGGUAAUUCAUGUUGUCUUCAUAUACAGUGGAUGCUAGAUAACUGUCGCAUAUUUACGUUUCACUUAUCGAACUAAGACGGUGACCCUUUUUACCGAUAGCGAUCUGAAUGCUGCAAAGUUUUUGCACAUAGUUACCGGCUUCGCAGUUGAAAAGCAUUGCAACAUGUGUCGCAUUUAUCAUUCGUCUUCUGUACAAGGUGUUAACAAUAUGACCCUCUCCUGCAUCUAUAGUCCAAGAAUCGUUUUUAUGAAUGAAAUUUUGACAGGAGGUUGCUUCGUAACAUGUGAAUAUCAACAUCGUUAUCAAUACUGUUUUCGUUUCGUAAAAUGGCUCAUUUACAAAAGAAACAAAUAUCAGCUCGUCUGUUUCACCACAGAAUACCAAUGAAUUGGUCUACAACGACUGAUCAACAUCACACCUGAGCCCAAGUUUUCGUGUCAACGUUUGCAUAAUGGUAUCUAUGAUUCAUACCAUCAGUAGGUCGGCUCCAGAAGCACGUUCUCCUCCAUUUGGGAAAUUUAUGCCAUUCAUACCAUUCGAAAAGAACGCGAUCGCGGAUCAAAAUAAAAAAAAAACUUAAAUAAACAAAACAAACAGCAUUGCAGUUUUGACGUAGGACUACGUCUCUCUUUUCUAUACCGGGUGUCAUUCUAAAUUUUCAGAAAUCGGCCGCGUUACGUUUGAAGUGGAGAUUUUGAGCGUUAAUAACUCAGCCAUUUCUCGUUGAAUUUUCAAAAUUUUGGCUCCAAUCGAUUCCAAAUCUUUACACCAAUUAUGUCCAAUAUUAACAUUUGCUGAUUUUCAAUAGCAAACUAUUGAAAAAUUGGGAAAAUUAAACCCAUGUUUAUUCCAGCCAAUCACGAUCGAGCACAUUUUGGAAGCUCCCGUCGAAUAUAAAAGCUACUGCUUCUUCGCAUCUUCCCUCAUUUGUCUUUGUCGUCUCGACGUGAACGCAUCGAACGAGAGCUGCCCACUUUCUUCGUUUGCGUUUUCGCUCAUUCUUCUUUGACGGCCGUGUCGGCUCGGUGGCGGUGGUUUUCGGCAAGGGUGCUGUUGCACAUUCACCUUCUAACCGUCUAACGCGGCAGACCAAGGAAGUGUUUGAACAUCGGAUUGAUCGACGGUGGUGGCAGAGGCAGCAGCAAAAUCCGGAAUCGCACCCACGGCAGCAAGCGGCGGGCCAAUUUUCGACGGCUUCCAGCAAACAGCACGGAGAAAUCCAACACGCAUUGCGUGGCAUGAUGAAUUGAUUUCAACUUCUUCGAAAAUGCUUCCUAGAGAGUUAAUUCCUGCAUCGACCGAGAAAGUGUAGUGAAACCAAAUAGUGCAAGAUUGAAUUCUUGGUGGUGGUUCAGCAACAGUGAGGGCGAUCACUAAUCUCAUCCACGGCAGCAAGCGGCGGGCCAAUUUUCGACUGCGUUCAGCAUUCAGCACGGGGAAAUCUAACACGCAUUGCGUGGCAUGAUUAAUUCAUGCCAAUUUUCUGUCUGAAAUCGUUCAAUAUUCAAACGGUUCUUUUCAGGACCAUAGAAAAUUAUUCCUCAAGAGUUGUGAAUCAGAUAAUUAUUUCAUUCCAUCGCUCGGUAAAAGUGUGGUGCAACCGAAAAGUGAAAAAUUGUAUGCUUGGUGGCCCCGCAACAAUAAUGAUGCCGGCCACUAAUUACUCCACCAGGAAUUUAGCAACGCUUUAUCCUAUCCAGAGCAUUUUUCGUGAAACAUUGUUUAAUUUAACCAUUUUUCGAAUUAAAAUUAUCUAAAUCUUCCAAUAUUUUGAUUACUUUAUUCGUUAAAUGAAAAUUUUCUCAUUUCUCGAUUGAUUAACCGUUUCAAGCGUCUGGUGCAUGCGGGGCGGGACAUGCAAACGAAAUAAACUGGAAAGCCAGCCGAAUGGGAGGAGCUUCAUCUGCCAAUCUAGGGACAUAAAAGCUGUUCCUCUGAUUUCUUUCGUCAUUUUCGUUGGAUCAGUCAGGCAGGGUGGAUGUCACCUCCACAGCUUGAACAGUAACACAUCAACCCAGCCGCAAAACUCUCGGCUAUCGUGCGGAUAGCACCAGGAAUCUCAUCCAUGGCAGAAAGCGGCGUACCAGAUUUCGGUGGCAUCCUGUAUUUAGCAAGGAGAACACCAACACGAAUUGCGUGACAUGAUGUUUUCAUGCCAUUUCGUUCCUAAAAUCGUCAAUUAAUCAAACGGUCCUUUUCAGGACCACCGAAAAUAAUUCCUCAAAAGUUGGAAAUCAGAUAAUUUCAUUCCAUCAAUCGAGAAAAGUAUGCCCGCAUAACCACUAACUGUAAAUGCAGCGUUUCUCAUACUGUUGAUGACUAUUAGCAAUUGUCAUUUAACCAUUUCUCAAACUGUCCGAGAUAACAGUAAGAUAACCAUACCACGUACAGAUUUGCCCGUUUGACAAAUGGUAAGCCGCCAAAUUACAGUAUGUGGAAUAGGCGGUUAAGAUAGGUUACCAUAAAAAUUCGCUCAUUUUCCUAAACAAAUUUUUCGCAAUACAGUAAAGAAUAUGGUCGAUAUACUAUCCAGUUUUUCAGACGAUUCAUUGCAUAGCAAAUGGUUGGGGAACAGUUUAACCAUGAACUUGAAAGAAAAACGAAUACAGUAUGUAUUACUGUUGAUUUAUAGUUCUUCAUAGUAGAAUACAGUGACGAUUCGCUCGUUGAGAGCUCGUUAAAUGGGCUGUCUCGAUGGUUGAAUGUUCACUGGUUGGGGCAAAACCCAACUAAAAAGCACUGUCAAUGUCAAAAUAGAUGUCAAAACGAGUUUGACGUCUGACCGCCGUCGCAUCACAGCUCCUGUAUACAGAACGUUUGCGCAAGUAUGUGAGUGUUUCUUGACGUUUUUCUCGACACUUGCGUGUGUCUAGAGCAUUUGGAUCAGUUGUCAGUUGCCCCAACGAACGAACACGAUUCGCUAAUCGGGGCGCAGUCGUGACCCAACCAGCGAAUCGGGACUGUAACUGCAUUCCGUAUUACAUAUAUAAAGUAAUGAAGAGAGAAACAAGAAGCGAAUUAAAUAAGAAUUAAUAGAACAAUUUUAUUUAAUACUCCGUAAUAGACCCCAUCACCCGAUAUAUUGUCCGAUAUGCCAAAAAAUGUCGUUUUCUGCUCCAGCUUCAAGCUUGCGUGUCGUUGUCAGCAGGAUUCUGGAUAAGCCACGGAAUUCCCGAAGCUCCAGCCGCUAGAGUAUAAUUGGGGAUUCAAUCAAGGGAAGGUCAAUCCAUAUCCAUACUUGAUUGCCCUGGCGUUGGAAGCGCAACCGCGCACAAGGAAAUGCCUACAAAAGAAAUAUAGUCGAUUCUUAGUUCAUUGUUCAACUCAAGAAACACCAGAAUCUUGCAGGUGGUACAAAAUACUCACCGUGGGCGGACGGUGCACCUCAUGCCUCGUUGCCGAACCUUCCGGAUGAUGCGCGAUGUUGUUUUGUUUUAGCGGCCACCUGUUGGCCACUGACGAGGACGAUCAGUCGGUCACCGGGUGGAAACCGUUUCCGCCUACGAAAAGAAAAGAUACACUGUAUGUUUUCGUUGGGUAGACAAAAUUUCUCUGAUAGAUAAAAUACUUACCACUUUCAAGAACGUUAACUGCUGCUGCUGGGUCGAUUUUUUUUCUCUUUGUUUUGGAAAUUGACAUUACAGCCAUACAUCGCAUACAUCAGCCGAUUUUCAUUGGUUCACAAAUACCGAUGCAUGCAACAGUUUGUCAUAUUGUUGAACAUAAGUAACAUAUAAUGAAACACACGUGGGUAAGUGGGUUGCAAGGAAUACGCACGAACAGUUUGGUAUAAGGUGAGUUUAUAUUGCCACCAUUAUUUGCGAACUCCCAUUUCCAUAUCAUUUAACAAUACUUGCACAGUAUAAUAUAUUGUUACCACUUGGUGUGCAUUGUACAUACCAUGAUUAAUAGUCGACCGCGUUGAAUCUCACAUUCAGCGACAUAAAAGCAACUAUUUGUCAUACAUUAACAAGAACAGAUACAAGACAUUUACUGUUUGGAGAUUAAGACAAACUGUAAAUCUCUAUGCGGGUGGUUCAAUCGAGAAAUGAGAGAUUGAAUUCCGGCCACUAAUCGUUCCACCCAGAAUUUAGAAACGCAUUGUCCUAUCAGAACCAUUUUUCGUGAAACAUUGGGGAGCGUUGAGAAAUUACGUCACGUUAAAAAGGGGGGGGGUGUCAGCAAAGUGUGACGACCCAUACAAAAAUUUCAGAGAUCCCAUACAAAAAGUGUGACAUAGGGAUGAGGAGGGGUUGAAAAUGACUAAUUUUUGUGUGCCGUAAUUUAAGGACGAUCCCUUGUUUAAUUCUAGCAUUUUUCGAAUUAAAAUGAUCUAAAUAUUUUUAUAUUUUUUGUUACUUUAUUUCUUAAAUGAAAAUUUCUCUCAUUUCUUGGUUAAAAAUCGUUUGAAGCGUCCGAAGCAUGCGGGGCGGGUCAUGCAAUCGAAAUAAACUGGAAAGCCCGCCGAAUGGGAGGAGCUUCAUCUGCUAAUCUAGGGGCAUAAAAGCUGUUCCCUCUGAUUUCUUUCGUCAUUUUCAUUGGAUCAGUCAGGGAGGGUGAAGGUGGAUAUCACGUCCACGGCUGCGCAGCAGCACGUCAACUUCGACGAGUGAUAGCACCAGGAAUCUCAUCCACUGAUCACGGCUGCGGUGGGCCUGGCAAUGGAAGUUACCUCCGCAGCUGGGUAAGCUGCGCACCAACUCAGCGACGACUCUCGACUAUCUAUCUGAUAGAACCAGGAAUCUCAUUCAUGGCAGCAGGCGGCGGCAGUUUUCGAUGGCUUUCCGCAUUCAGUGCGGAUAAUUUUCAAUUGUCUUUCUAAAAUCAACCGUUAUUUGAACGGACCUUCUCAGGGCCAGAGAAAAUUAUUCCUUAAGAGUUAUGAACCGGAUAAUUUUCGGAUAUAUUCCAUCGAUCGGCAAAAGUGUAGUGCAUUCGAAAAGUGAAUGGUUGAAUGCUUGGUGGCUCAGCAACAGCAAAAUCGAUCACUAAUCUUUCUACACGAAAUUUAACAACGCAUUAUCUUAUUCGGACAAAUGUGCCUGGAACAUUGCUUCAUUCUUAUAUUUAUCGAAUUAAAAUGAUCGUAACUAUUCAAUACUUCAAUUAGUUUAUCCGUUCGAUUAAAAAUUGCCUCAAAGAACGGUUGAUUAGUCGUUUGAAGCGUCUGACACAAUGUGGGCGGGUCAUACAAACGGAAUAAACUGGAAAGCCCGCCGAAUGGGAGGAGCUUCAUCUGCUAAUCUAGGGGCAUAACAGCUGUUUCCUCUGUUAUCUUUCGUCAUUUUCCUUGGAUCAGUCAAGGAGAAGGGAGAUUGUCACCUCCCAGCUAGGCAACUGCACACAAACUCAGUGAUGACUCUCGGCUAUCGUGGUGGCAGCACCAGGAAUCUCAUCCUCGACAGCAAACGGCCGCAUUCAGUAUGGGUAAAAUCACAUUGCGUGAUGAGUUCAUGCAGUUGCCUUGCCAAAAUCUUCCGUUUUAUAAACGGUCUUUUCCAGGAUCAGUGAAAAUGAUGCCUCAAGAGUUAUGAUUCGGAUAAUUAAAAGCGACAGACUGAAAGCUUGGUAGUUCAGCAAUAGUGAAGUCGGCCACUAAUAUGUUCUUCCCGGAUGAAAACAACGUACACACUUAAUUUGGAGUACCGUGUUCGGUAAAUUUUUGACGAAAAUAGAACAGCUGUAUACAGCUAUAUACUGCAUUGUUUACCUUUUGCACCAGGUUUGACAGCUGUUGUACUGAGCCUCAGUAAAAUUGAUUACCGAAGCUACCGAAAUAGUUCUGCUGUUCUAUUUUCGUCAAAAAAAUGCUGAACAGGCAAUUCAGGAUUGAGUGUGUAUAGUCCAUUUUACGAGCCGAUUUUAUGAAUGAAUUUUGACAGAAGGUAGCGUCCAAUAACCCGUGAAAACCAAUAUCAUCAUCAACAUUGUUGUCACUUCAUAAAAUGGCUCAUUGUCGGAAGAGUUUCACGUUAAACUUAAGUUGAAAAGAUCUAUCUAAUGCCGUUCAAUUAUCUAAUAAUUCAGCUGAAUAACAGCUUCUUGAGUUAAAGUUAGCUUAAGAGUGAUUUGAUUUACUCUUAUCACACUUAAAUUAAAUCGCCGACCUCAGCAAACGGAUUGCCGAGAAUCCGGUAAUAAUUUUCACUGAAUCUCGGUAAAAGUUUUACCGAGAUGUCGUUAAAACUUUGCCGAGAUCUCGGUAAUCAAACUUUUUACCGAGAUCUCGGCAAAGUCCACCAAGACUCGGUAAUGGUUUACCGAGAAUCAGUAAAUAUUUUACCGAGAUAUCAGCUGUUGGAUUCUCGGUAAACCGUUUACCGAGAUCAAUUUCUGAAUUUAAGUGUGAUACAGCAAAAAUGUUUGUUGGGUUAUGAAUGCAUUCAGCGAAAGCGAUCACAACAACUUUACUCAACACAUCAGUCCACCAUUUGUAUUGUCAUAACAACAAACAUUGUAUAUUAUGGAAAUAUAAAAGUCGGAAUCUCGUUCCAGUCUUUGUCCUACGUCAACAUUGCGGUUAUGUCUCAGACAUUACCCACUCCUAGUUUUUCGUUCUGAGUAGUAGUAUGGAAUUGGGAUCACCAUGAUGAUUGGAUGGAACAGUUUUCCUUCUUAUAUAUUGGAUCUUUGUGGUGACUCUGAUCCCUCUGAACGGACUAGAUGUGCUGUUUGUUGCUGUACCUACACCAAGAGUGAUUGAUAGGGUGGAUCAUAUUGUUAACGAAUAUUAGACAUUUUUAAAUUGUACUACUUGUUUUUCAUUCGAUUGUUUCUAUUUUCGGCGUCUGCAUUUUGAUUGUAGUUGGAUAUCUCGGAUUAUUAUCUUUUGCAAAUAAAUUACUAGGGUCAAAUGAUCAUGUGCAAGCCGUAGGAAAUACCUCUACAAUUUCCAGACAUUUGUUCAAAAAUAGGCGUUUCAGAAGUGUCUACUAGACCGGGUCAACAUGGUCAUUUUUCCGGAACAAAGUUUUUUCGAUGCCUUUCAACGUCCCAAACAGCUGUGCAAAAUUUGGGCGCGAUCGGUUGCGUCCCCACAUUCCGCAUUGCGUUCAAAAUUUGUAUGGAGAUUUAUAUGGGAAUACCUACAUUUUUGCAUUUUCCUAUUGUUAUGCUUAAAUUUGUCUUGAACUAUGUAACAAAUGAUGUUAACGUAUAGCUUAGGGGAUGCUGAUCAACUUUGCCGAAGAGAGUAAGGUGCUAGAGCGACUCUGAAAAAAGUUAUUAACUUCCAAAGUUAGAUAUCUCCGCGCAACUACUAAAAAUCAUUUUUGCUGCCAACACUGCUGGUGCUUCAAAUGAUCACUCUAUCCUUGCAUUCCAUUCUGACAUUUCAUGGAAACCAAUCCCCCAUUUCAUCAACAAACAACAAUUUGGAUUUGGUUCAAAAAUGUUUUCCAGUCGAUUUUCUACGUUUACCUUUAUUAUUUUUUAUAAUAUUCUUAUAAUUCUAGGUCAGCUUUUGAGGAAUAGUUCCGGACCGGAAAUGUUUUAGAGGAGUAUGGGGAGCAAUCAAUAUUCAUCUUUCUGACUCGGUUUAGGAAAUUUAGGAAAUUAUUACCACUCGGAUUACUUCUGAGGUUGUUCCAGAAUUUCUCAAGGAAGGCAGCAGUUUUCAAGUAUUUCGUUUCCCGGCUUGUGAUUACAUUUUUCUUACUUUGCAAACCAAGAGCAAUAAAAAGUGCUUUGAUACUUUCGACCACAGAAGUAAAUCUAAAACCUGAUUUCCCUUAUCCUCGAAGUCGGUAAUUUGUGAGAGUUUUCAUAUGCGAAAUUUGGCUACGAUCGCAGAUAGAUGUAAUAUUUCAUUUUCGAAAGUAUAAAAUAUGCAAGCACUUUUCUUGCAGGAAUUUUAUUAUUGAUUGUUUAUUUUAUAUUAUUUUCAAUUAUGUGUAAUUGUAUAGAGUCUCCCCGAAUAUUGAGAUAAUCCUGCCGCUGCAGCUGUAAUACACAAUUAUUAUACCUAUGAUGUAGUGGUUCCAAGAGUUUUAAACGAUUUAACUUUUUGCGAUCGUUGCGUGUAAAUUAAAUGACACGUUAAAUGGACACUGACUAGCAAUAUGGCAAAAUAAAAAAUACAAUUAUUUUCCCUCAGCUAAUAUAGGGAAGAGUAGAGUUCUUUGAAGACCGGCUUGCGAUAUAUCGAGUUUUAUGACUUUGCUUGUGCUUCAGCUGUAUGAGCUGAAUUAUUUUAUUAUCAGGAACUUGAAUAUUGACAAAUUUUUAGUUGUGGAAGUGCCAUUACCAACCUCUGAUUUCAUUUAUUGCUUUAUUGUUCAAGGAAUUCCGGUAUUUUCACCUUCAUUCUUGUUUACGGACGCAUCAAUUUUUGAAAGUUUGGUUCGAUCGAAUCCGUAAUCCACUUGAUUUUGCUACCGUAAACGGAAAUGCGGACAAUUUAAGUUCGAAAGGUUGAAAACAAGAAUGAGAUAAUUGCAAGAUAUUGUAAAUAAAAAUAGCUGGCUGACUUCUGAUGAUCAUGGGAUGGGAAAGGAUAAAGGAAAACCAUUGAUCUACAUUUAGAACAAAUUUGAAAGGACUUUUUGACAGUUUCAAGGAAAAGAAGCAUCAACUCAUAAGAACCCUUUUACAAAUUUUAUAAGGCUGGGACAACCAAACAUAAAGCGUUACAAAGGGAAGGCAAAGUAUUUUUGCCAAAAUUUUUUUGUGUUAAAAAAAUUAUGAAUGAACCCUAAUAGUUGAGGAGUCUGUCAAGUCAUUAUUGUUUUGAUUCCUAUAAGAAAAUUAGAAUCAAACUAUUAAACUCUGAACUUUUCACUCUGAAAUUUUUGUAUAUUUUCAGUGUCAUAACUCUAAUAGAAUAGAUCAAUUCAUACGCUUUCCAUUGUCAUCGUUACAAUUCCUAGGACGUAAUAAGUUCCACCAUUUUUUUGAAAUUUAAAUAGUUGUAUUUACAUAGUUUUAGACAUGGUUUACGAUUGUUAAAUACAAUUAGACAUUACGAUGCCAUAGGCUGUUCGAUCCUGUGUUUCUCCACAACUUGCAGCAAAUAAUGUUGCUGCUCAGGAUUUCUAGUCGAUUUGGUGUUAAAAUCUGUGAUCAUCUUUACUGCUCGUUCGGCGACAUCGUUGACAACCAUUAAAGAGGCAACUCGUUUCUUUGCUUUACGAAACGUUUCAUUUGAGCUCCACUGGCUGGCUGGGGUUUUGAGAAAAUUGGUGGAAAUUUCCAUAAUUUCGAAGAAAUCCUUCGUUUCCGCAGUCACGAACGUCGACAGUGUAUCGGAUAGUUUAAUAGUGCUUGCUCUUGUUGGUGUGGGCUGAAUUUUAUUUCGUUUUCUGGUCAGUUUCAUGUGACGUGCCGUGGUUUUGGAGAAAAACGCUUUUUUCAUAUUUUCUUUUUCUUCUUCACUUACUGCGUCGUCGAAAAAAGCCAGUGCGAUAUUCCUUGGUGAUAAGUACCACAGGUGAUUCUCGAAAGCUUUCGCGGCAGUUUUGGCAUAGUCGUCAAAUUCAAAGGAACUGAUCGCCAUCCAAAAUUCCAAAUCGAUCCGAGGGGCGGUGACCUGAAAUUAAUAUAUUAUUUCAUGCAUAUUCAGCACAAAAACUAAUAUACAUACUGGGUUGUUAAGGCUGAACCAAUAACGGACGUAGCACUUCGAGAUAAAAAUACAUAGUGUUUCUUAAUGGUCCAUUAACUCUUCGUCGCAAAUUUUAAAAUUACCAUGGUUCAUCCAAAUUUUCAGAACGUAUAUCGCUCUAGCCAUCCAACGAGCUCGGCUGAUACUGCCUGCUUUUCUGAAUUUCACAUUUUUAGGCAAAUUGCCACCCAAGAACAGCACGACAAGUUCCAGUAGUUCGAUGUAAUCCCCUCUCGGCUGUUUUUCUAUAAGCUGAUUUGAGCAAAACUCGAUAACACUUUGGCGCCACGAUGCUGUAAUCUUGUUUAAGCGAGGGACGGAAAGUACGUUUCGGUGUUUCAAAGUUUCACCCGAGUUCAACUUCGCAUUGAACUCCUCUUGGAAACGUUUAAAUUUGUCCAGCUUGUCAGAUUGGGAUUUAUCGCCUUUCAUUUCGAAGCAGUGCUUCAAAACAAGCUCAGCAACAUGGUGGCGGCACGCAAGUGGCAACAACUUUUUUCCUAGCAUCUCUGGUAAACGGGUGAUCACACCAUUUCUGCAGCCUGAAUUGGUGUUUGUGGUGUCAAAGCUCAUCGCUACAAUUUUGUCGGCCAAGUCCCAGUCGACGAUCGCUUGCCUGAUAGCUUCUGCCUCGGUAGCGGCCGUGCCGUUUGGUAAAGCAGGAACAGCUAGAAGCUUCGAGGUGCCUUCUCCGGUAACUACAAUAGGUAGCCUAUCUUCUCUUUUCCCUGUGAUGCUGUUUGGUAGCAUUUUUCCGUCCCAAUGCACCGUUAGGGGGACAUUUGGCUUGAAAUCUUGUUUAAUCUGGUAGUGAAAGUAGGUGAAAGUACAAAUUAAAAUAUUUUGAUAACAGUGAUAGCCGUUAUAACGUUUGAAGUUCAAAUCAUUGUUUCUGAUUAAAAGUAAGGAGAUCAAUCCCUAAAAUAACGAAGGAAAAAACAUCUAAAAGUAUCCAAAAGAACAACUUGUUUAGUUUUUCAGAGCCAAAACUCUCAGGCCAAAACUACCUAUAGAACUUUAUGAAAUGUAAAAUUAAACCAUUGAAUUAUUACCUCCUCUGCCAUUUCUUUAACUCGCCUCUGACGAGUUAGACGUAUCGUUCUGUAGUUAAUCGCAUAGCUGGCCUCAUGUUCAUUUUUCAAAUGUUUAUCCCGGAUAAGCGCUUUCAGGAUGAUCGACGCGUUCCUGUUCGAGGUUCCAGUCCUUUCCAAAGCGGCAGCCACGUUCGGUGAGAUAAGGUUUUGUUUACGAACUUGUUUUGCUUCCGGUUCAUGAUUUUCAUCAAUAUCUUGAACAUCAGGGUCAGAUACCAUCGCAGUAAUUGGUUGUCUUCUCCGGUUGUUCUUCAGAUGAAUCAAUUGAAUGUUGAAUUUCAAUUUAAUAUGUUUCAUAUUAUAUUUCAUUUGUAUAACAAGACGCAAUAAACAAGAAACAAUUAAAAGAUGUGGUUUGCAUACAUUAGAUAAUAUUAUGCAUAAUUUCAAUUGAAUGCAUACCAUUUCGUCUUCGCUGAGUAGUCGUACGCAAUCUAUAUCAUUUUCAAGUGUCUUCAUGAAUGCAUUUCGUUUUUCUAUAGAACUCACGGUAUUUCGAUUCUUAUUGCGCUGCAAUUCUUUACAGGUAUAAAAUUAGAAAUACUGUAAUUAAAUAUUAAUAUUUUACAUUACUUUGUCAUUCAUUCAACGUUUUCUUUAUUUCACGGGCGAUGUGUGAUUUGGCUUUAAAUUUAUAUCCUGGUAGUGUCAUGUUCAUCAAGCUUUUGGUUACUUUUGAAAUGCACUUCAUCCUUGGAAGCCUCGUCUCCAGUUGUAAGUGAAAAACUACCUUAAGAACAUCCUUCAUCGAUGGAAUCACGUUGGUGGGCAAACUCGGUACCAUUUUUCCAACGAACGGUAUAUCAAAAUCCGAACGUAACGGGCAAGAUCUUCUUCGCUUCGGCAUUUUCAAAACUCACGUCACCACUAGAACGUUCCUUCAUGCACGCCAACCUGUCUUGAAGUAACUGUUCCGAUAAACGUGCCUACUAGAUUUUAAAGAGCAGCUAAGAAUUCCCGAAAGUCGAAUAAUCCGGCAAUCUAAUUUAGUGAAAAUCGGAUCCGCCAUAUACAUUGGUGGUCAUUCGAUUAAAAAAGGCCACACAUGUUUUCCAGUUAUACUUGUUCUUCGGGUUUCGAGGAAUAGUCAGAACUGCACUAAUGUAGUCAAAAAUUCUCACAUUAUACUUUGUAAUGCCAUGGAGUUUCAUUCGUCCCAAACCACAUUCAGAUAACUUCGUGAAAUGGUCACCAGUAGUGGCUGGAAGGCUCGUCCGUUACUCCCCUGAAGCAAAUCCGGAACCACGAUCAUUCCCUAGAAGACGGCCUAGACGACCAUUGUUCCUAAAAUAAUUAGAAUGAGAAUAAUAAGAACAAAUAAGGGAAACAAUACGUAGAAAAACGACUGAGACCAUGAGUUGUUGUUUUUAAACAACUUUUCCGAACAAUUCAAGUUCAGAAAUGUCAAAAUGGAAUGCAAGGAUAAAGUGAUCAUUUGAAACACCAGCAGUGUUGGCAGCAAAAAUGGUUUUCAGUAGUUGCGCGGAGAUAUCUAACUUUGGAAAUUAAUAACUUUUUUCAGAGUCGCUCUAGCACCUUACUCUCUUCGGCAAAGUUGAUCAGCAUCCCCUAGGCUAUACUUUAACAUCAUUUGUUACAUAGUUCAAGACAAAUUUAAGCAUAACAUUAGGAAAAUGCAAAAAUGUAGGUAUUCCCAUAUAAAACUCCAUACAAAUUUUGAACGCAAUGCGGAAUGUGGGGACGCAACAGAUCGCGCCCAAAUUUUGUACAGCUAUUUGGGGCGAUAAAAGGCAUCGAAAAAACUUUGUUCCGGGUGGAUGUGAUCAAAUUUUAAUUUUCCCAUACAACGUUGACCCACUCUAGUGUCUACAGAUAUAAGUUAUAAAUAAUUCCUAAACGUUGCAUAUUAGCGCUUGAAAAGUUCAGAAAUUUGUUCAUUUUUUAAAAAUACUCUAUAUGCUCUUUUUGAUAUUUAGAUAAAUUAGAAAAAAUACAAUUGCUUAACAAUGUUGUAUAAAAGUUUGAUUUUUUACUGAUAAUUAUUUAUUUUUAUAUUCCGACUAAUGCGAUGAAUUGAGCCACGGCCAAAAAGAUAAUUAUCCGAGAUUUCCGACAACUUGCCAUCGCAACAACACAUUUCCAGCUAACAGCACAAAAGACGGUAUUACCAGAUACAUUCUAGCCGCUGAUCUUCAGCAUAGCCAAAAUCAAGAGUUUUGUGUUUUCAUCAAGUUUAAGGUUGCAAAUCUAGUGAAACCUGUAGUUUAACAAAGGAAAAGUUAGUUGUUCAAAAUUAAUUGAAAAUUGAAUCCAACAUUUAGCGCCUGUUCUACAAUCUUAUAUAGUAAAAUUUGGACACAGUUAGUCAGUUUACAUCUACGCAAAACUCGUAGUAAAGGUUAGUUAUUUUCGCAAAAAAAGGAAAUAAAAUGUACUACUACUAUUACAACUACUAGGUAAUACAAUUGUGUGUGCGUGUUUAUAACACGAAUUAAAACCAAGCGCUGGGUAAGACAUGUGGCAAAGAUUAUUAGAGUGGGAGAAAACUUGGAACGUUUAGUGAUACAUAUAUUUGGAAAAACUUUCUUACAAAUUUAGUGGUGUAACUAACACACUAAGAAAUAAUAAACCUAAGCAGACGCAUAUAUACUCUGAUUGGGGAGUUUGAUUUGAAGAUGUAUUUGAGUGAUAUUUACGAACAUAUGGAAAACACACACAGGAAAGGUGAUGUUCCAGCACGGUGCCAAAACGAACGGUUUGGGUUUUGUCGUUUUGUGUGUAAAGAGUAUUAUUUAGUAUUCCAGAAUGCACAUCAAGAAUCCAUGGUUUUGUUUCCGCAAUUCAUAGAGUAAGUUUGAUUGAUUUGUUUUGACAUUCCUUGAGAAGAGAAGAAACAAUCAUUACAAUAGUUUGCUUGCAAAAUUGGUUAUCUCACAAAAGAUGCAUUCUAUUUCAGCGCAAAAUUUGUUUAAGCUGAUACAUAAUGGUUUUGUCUGUAACAUAAUCAGACUUGAAAAUCUCAAAAUACUCAUGAAACACGAAGUGAUUAGAACAAGUCUUGCACGCCCUUGUUGUAUCUGUGUUAAGCAUUAAAAUAUACUUCCUAAUUACAAUCCAUUGGCAUAAAGUUGGUUAAUGUUGAAAACUGAAACACAGAAAACGACGGCGGAAAACAUAAUCACAAACGAGAAACAAAAUAAUCCAUAUUAGCAUUGCAGUAGUUAUGUAGAUGUACUUAAAAUCCAAACAUAACCUAUAACCACACACAUACACAGUCGAUGAACACUAUGGAAAAAAAUGAAACUCACGAUUAUAAAUUACAAUUAACACUCACACACAGGGUAACACAUACAGUUUUGUAUAUCAAAUAUACAAUUGAGAUAUGGAAAAUCAGCAGCGAGCAAAAUUUUAUUCAACACGCCCAAUCGAAUGUGCGCGUAAGGAACAUCAGUAAUAAAAAAAAUCAAAUUAAAUAAAAAUAAAGACCCAGCAAACCGUAAGCGUAACAACAAUGAAUAACCCAAAACAGUAAAACGAAACAUGCAAACAUGGAUAUCAAAGCGGAUUAAAAAUAAACACAAAUUUGAGACAAA